Messenger RNA from Besnoitia besnoiti, 3150 nucleotides. RefSeq lists its product as uncharacterized. Lineage: Eukaryota; Apicomplexa; Conoidasida; Eucoccidiorida; Sarcocystidae. The record is from RefSeq and is a predicted model, not a curated record. The transcript has 10 exons. Gene Ontology annotation, molecular function: catalytic activity. The coding region runs from base 1 to 3150 and encodes 1049 amino acids.
AUGCACUUGGAGAAACAAAGAUGGUUUUUUCGCGUCCCCAGGAAUGGGGACCCCUCUUCUCGCGUGUGCACGAGCCAAGGGGAUAAGAUCCGAACAAGAUAUGCAGAUGCCGCAACGCGUGAGAAGCCGCGGACACGCCUGGAAGACUCUUAUUCUCCUUCGGCUGCUCGACCCCAAACAUUUCUGGGGACUGUCUGCUGUGGGCGCAACCCGAGGGACGCAGUCUGCUUCUGCGCAUCGCCUCUGUCUCCAUCCUCCGCCUCCGCCACGUCGGGUUCGCGCGCCGCUUCGCGGGCCCCUGAGGCUGAAUUGUACGUUCCGCCAGAGAACUGGCCCGUCGACCUUGCUGCCGAAGUCCGGCGCGCAGUGGCGGCUCUGCGGGCGCUGGAGCGUAGACAGUCCGCUGAAGCGCCAGGAGAGUUCGGCGGCGGCGAGAAAGAGCAGGAGCCAGGAACGCCUAUCGUGCAUGCCAGGAGAAAUCGCGGCUUCAAGGACGAAGACUAUGCCCGAUUAGAGACGCAGUGGCUCUGGCUCAUGCAAAGGGUGAAGCACCUCGGGCCUAUCUCCAGAGGAAACUGCGUGAAGAUCUACCACGAAGGCGACAAAGCAUUCGCGUCCAUGCUGGGGGCCAUCAAGGGCGCCAAGAAGACCGUCCUCAUGGAGUCCUACAUUUUUGACAACUCACACAUUGGGCGCGCUAUCAAAGAUGCAUUGUGCGACGCCGCGCGAAGAGGCUGCUUCGUGCUGCUGGUGAUUGACUGGGUCGGCAGCUUCAACAUGCCUGUAGCGUGGCAAGACGAGUUGGUGGAGGCCGGAGUCAACGUGGUGGUCUUUAACCCGCCGCUCUCGCUUCUCCUGAGCGGCGAGACUUCGCCGUCCUCAUCCCUCGCCUACCUCGCAGGAACGGCGGAGCGGAUUCUGCAGUGCGUCAAGGGCCUCUGCGGGGCUGCCUCGCCUGCGUCACUGGCGCCAGCCACGGCGCCUGCCUGCGGCACCAACAGCCUCUCGCCGUCCUGCGCCCGGCCCGAAGAAAGCCCCGCCGAAGAGGCAGCGAAGGAGACAGACGGGCGACCAGGAGGCGCACGCGACAGCGGCGGAAGCAAGCGAGAGAGGGGGAUUCUCUGGUCCGAGCGCGUGGGCCCCAUCCCCUUCAGAGACCACAGGAAAAACCUCAUCGUCGAUGGCCAGCUGGCUUUCGUUGGCUCGCUCAACGUCUCGCAGGACGCUGUCGGCGAGCAGUUCGGAGGCUGCAAUCACUUUUACGAUCUUCACGUGCGCCUUCGGGGCCCCGCAGUGAAGGCGCUGGAGGCGCUCAUGCUCGAGACGGUGGACACGGCGAACGCGCGACCCGUGAGAGACCGGCUGCGCGCCCACUUGGCUCGGCUGCAGCGAGAGAGCGCUGCCCGCCACGAGGCGGCCGCUGAGGAAGGCCUUGCGAGUGCAUGUCGAGUGCAGGGAAGCGAAAGCGACGCAGCUCGCUGCCAAGAGCGACGCUGCGAAGCUCGAGAGCAGAAGCGAGCGAGAGGGCGAGGCUGGGGGGGCGGACUGAGCCAAGCUUCACAGGGUGCCACAGGCGCAUCGGAGCCGGUAGCCGACGAGACCACAAGAAGAGUGGUGCCGUCCCCUCCGUCUCCCGCCGGCCGGUGCCCUUCCGCCUUGUCGUCGGAGGCUUCUAGUUCCUCGUUGCCUCCUCAGGCCUCGGCUGGUCGCGCACCUUCUUGUGGACUCUCUGCGUCUUCCUCGAGCCCGGAUUCGUCGUCUUCUUCUGCAUUGUGUCCCGCGGCUUCGCCCUCCGCCCCGCGCGGCUCUUCCUGGACGGGCGGUGUUGGUUCGUUGCUCUUAUCUCCAGCUCGCGUUCUGUCUUUCUUCUGGGCGUCGUCGCGGCCUGCCGAGGACGCGGAGCCAGCCUCGAGUUCUGGACGCGACGCGGAGGGGGGAACAGAGCGACGCAGGCAGCGCUGCCACGCUCCCUCCCUUCUCCUCGGGGGAAGGUGCCUCGGUCAGGCUUCUGAGGCGCAGCUCGCCGAGUUCGGAGAUGACUACGAGGACGACGAGGACGACGCCACAGACGUGCUUGUCCAGGUUCUCGAGAGCAACGUGCUGCGGAACGAGCGAUCCAUCCAGGCGGCAUUGAAAUCCGCGAUUUACAAUGCCUCUGUCUCCCUGUAUGUGACAGCCGCCUACUUCGUCCCUCCAGGGUUUCUGCGGCGCGCCCUCCAGAGCGCGCUCUCCCGCGACGGCGUCGACGUGAAUAUUUUGGUCUCGGGAGAAAGCGACGUGUGGGGCGACGUGUAUGCAACAACUUACGUGGUUCGGAAAUUUCUGACGAAGAAGCGGCGGCACGCGUUCCUCUCCGCAGACUGGGAAAUGGACCCCUCGUUCGCUCGCCGAGUGACGGAGUUCUUCUCUGCGCUCCUCCCCUCUCAGCGUUGGCUGACGCCAGAUGCAUACCCGUCUACGUGUCCUGAAGACUACGAAGGGCAGCCGACAAACGCGAGGGCGUCGGGGGGGCUGCUUCCCGUGGCCUUCUCUCGCACGCUCCCAGGUAAUCUGCCAGCGGCUCCGCGUUCCGCCGGCGAGAGGACCGAGGCACUCCGCGGCGACAACGGUGAAGGAGACGACGCGGCAGCGGUCGAGGUCCCGCGGGCGGCGAUGCAGGAGCGCGAGGAGUCGUGGCGUAGACAGCAGUUUUGGAGAGCCAUACGCGAACGCGAAGGGCCGAAGGGAAAGGCAUCUGUCUACUUUCUGACGGCGCGUCACUGCCACGCCAAAAACAUCGUCGUCGACCAUCUGUGGAGUACGAUCGGUUCCUUCAAUUUCGACAGGUUUUCUUCGCGACGCAACAUGGAGGUGCUCCUUGCGUUUUUGGACCCGACGAUAGCCGCAAAGUUCGAGGGCCUCUAUUGGCGGCAGAUGCAGGACGGAGCUGCUGAGCAAAUGACGGUGGAAAAGUGGAACAGCCAAACUCUUGUCAAAAAGAUUCUCUGCUUCUUCUGCUACUACAUCACGCGAUUUGCAGGGAAAAAUUUCUUCGACGGCCUGUCUGACCAGCGAAAUCGCGCUGUGCUAAAUCGUCUCCUUAUUGCGUCUUAUCUCGAGGACAUGCCGUCCUCAGAUCUCUCCACGGCUAUGCUCUGGGGUUUCCAGUAA